CAAAAGGGGAGAUUGUGAAGAAAAUAAAGGGCAGGCAGAGUGAGCGGCCGGAAAAAGGCGGAGCCCUAAAAUUAGAACUAAAAACCGUAAAAUUGGAGGGGAAAUUGGGGGGGAAUGGCGUCGGCGGCGUCGUCGUCGUCGAACUCGAGCAGCGGACUGACGUUCAAGCUGCAUCCGCUGGUGAUAGUCAACAUCUCCGAUCACUUCACCCGAGUCAAGUCUCAGCAGCAGCGGACUUCUUCUUCUCCGUCUUCUCCUUCUUCUUCUGAUAAUGAUAUCAAUGAUCAACAACAACAACAACAACAACAGCAGGAGCAUCAACAGCCUCCUCGCGUGUACGGCUGCGUCAUCGGAGUACAGAGGGGCCGUACGGUCGAGAUCUUCAACAGCUUUGAGCUUCUCUACGAUCCCUCCACCCAUUCUCUCGACCGCCCCUUCCUCGAGAAGAAGCAGGAGCUCUAUAAGAAGGUUUUCCCUCACUUUUACAUCCUGGGCUGGUACUCCACCGGAAGCGACGCUCUCGAAUCCGACAUGCACAUUCAUAAAGCCUUGAUGGACAUCAAUGAAAGCCCGGUUUAUGUUCUGCUGAAUCCUUCCAUCAAUCAUGCCCAGAAGGAUCUCCCUGUUACCAUUUUCGAGAGUGAGCUGCAUGUCAUUGAUGGAGUGCCGCAGCUAAUUUUUGUACGCUCAAGCUACACUAUUGAGACUGUAGAAGCAGAAAGGAUCUCAGUUGAUCAUGUUGCUCAUCUUAAACCAUCUGAUGGCGGUUCCGCCGCAACACAACUGGCUGCCAACCUCACAGGCAUACAUAGUGCCAUCAAAAUGCUAAACAGCAGAAUAAGGGUGCUUCAUCACUAUCUACUUUCUAUGCAGAAAGGUGAAAUACCUUGUGAGAAUUCACUACUAAGGCAAGUGUCGAGUCUUCUGAGAAGGUUGCCAGCUAUUGAAUCUGGAAAGUUCCUAGAUGAUUUCUUGAUGGAAUACAAUGAUACAUUGUUGAUUACAUACCUAGCCAUGUUCACCAACUGCUCGAGCACAAUGAAUGAGCUAGUCGACAAGUUCAACACGGCUUAUGACAGGCAUAGUCGAAGGGGCGGAAGGACUGCUUUUUUCUGAAAAUUGGUUACUCUUUUAAGUCUUAUCUGAUAAUCUGAGUGACUUGAGAGUAGCGAGUGCUGCUGUUUGUUUGAAAGUCGGCACAUGCAAGCAAGCUUUUAGAAAUUAUGUUUCUAAGACGUGAACCAUACAGAAACAAAAAGAAUCUGAGAUUUUGAGGGUAUAUUCAUUUUGUUUACUUAACUGUGCGUAGUGUAAGAUAUGAGAAUUGAGAUUCAAUUUUCUUGUAAGGGUUCAAAAUUCAGCCAUUUCUGGUCUUUCUACGGAUCGAAAAGAAAUUUACUCAGUCAAUAUUGGAAAUUGGAAAAGACAAAUGA
Messenger RNA from Morus notabilis, 1433 nucleotides. RefSeq names its product COP9 signalosome complex subunit 6a. Gene Ontology annotation, biological process: protein deneddylation. Gene Ontology annotation, cellular component: COP9 signalosome. Bases 115 to 1116 code for a protein of 333 amino acids. Gene Ontology annotation, molecular function: protein binding; metallopeptidase activity. NCBI's taxonomy places the organism in Eukaryota, Viridiplantae, Streptophyta, Magnoliopsida, Rosales, Moraceae. The record is from RefSeq and is a predicted model, not a curated record. The transcript has 9 exons.